Messenger RNA from Desarmillaria tabescens, 1401 nucleotides. RefSeq lists its product as uncharacterized. Bases 1 to 1401 code for a protein of 466 amino acids. The transcript has 5 exons. Lineage: Eukaryota; Fungi; Basidiomycota; Agaricomycetes; Agaricales; Physalacriaceae. The record is from RefSeq and is a predicted model, not a curated record.
AUGUCAACCCUAGGUGUCCUUGACACUCGUCCUCUUUCCGAGCUUCGCCUCAAUGAUACCGAGUUUGCUCAGUUCCGCAAGGAUGCCCCACCUUCAAGCACGUACAAAAGUCUUGUUGACCAACAGUCUCCCAGACUCAAAGUCAUUGGCUUCAAUGAAGACACAAAGAACGUUUUGAAGCUGUCCAAUCCCCAAGGCGAGGAUUAUGUCGAGGUGCCUUGGUCGUCAAUGGACAGCAUCCUUUGGAUUGCUCAACGGCUGGAAGAUAUCAUUCAUGUUUCCCUACACCACUUUUUCCUAGCGACUGACGACGGUGUGGUUUUCAAGGGCUUUGGGGAGCUAGUAUGCACAGUCAACGCGUUCAAAUCCAGAGACCAAAUAGUUCUUACUCUUCUCACUCACGCGGACAUGCCCACAUACAUGUCGUCUAAUCUCAAAACCCAUUCUUGGUGGCAUCUUGAGUCCGACACAACCGAUUCCCUUGACCCCCUUGAAAAGUGCAAUGCAGAAUUCCACUUGAUCCAACCCGAAAAAUCAAAGGAUUGGUCGGCAUAUCUCGAACAGAGAAAGAAGGCUGUUGAAGGCUUUGAAUCAGAAUUGAGCCAGUUCGUAGGAGAAGACCUUUCGGCCUUCCACGAGCAUAUUGACAAAGGUGUCUGCGCUGCACUGGCUGUCACGGAUCUUGAAGAAGAUGAACAGAGCGUACUUCACGACACUGUUGUCCCUUUAAGUGUCGACGGUUCUGAUGACGGAUGGGGCAAUGUCUCUCAGUUUGAUGUUCUCUCCCGAAUCUACUCCCCCACACGCCCUAAAUCUGUGGAUGUCUAUUUGGAAUAUUAUUAUCGCACUCGGUACAGCUCGGUUGAGUUCUUUUGUAAUGUCUGGUAUCGCGCCAGCACCAAGAUGACUCCCGACCUGAAGACCAACAUCCCCCGUGGCCCGCGUGCGAUGAAUGGAUUUAGGUCCCUGGUGUCCCUUGGUCUUGAGGACGUUCCACCUGGCAGAAGGUGGCGAGCAAUCGACGAAAGCGAAUGGAAUUUGUCGCCCGAUCAACUCCGUGGUCUGCAUGCGUUGCUGUAUGGAACGGGAUCCAAUGGUGUUGCAGAGAAGAUUUCACACCUUGCCCUCGUGCGACUCCUUCUGGGAUCUGUUGGUUUUGUGCUUGACAUUGCAGAGCAUGAUGGAGAAGAAGACGAGCAAAUACAAGUCGCGGAAUUGAGGUGGGAGGGUACCGACAAAAGUGCUCGUUGGCUGGGCAGCAAUAUUCGAAGGGUUUGUGGUAUUUCAGCUCUCGAACAGGAUGCCCACGACACCGAUAAUGAAGUGGAGGAAGAUGACGACGAAGAGUAUUCAGAUGAAGAAUAUGACCCUCGCGGCAGAGAUGGAUGUUCUUACCAAUAG